Tinamus guttatus (white-throated tinamou) is the source of this 1079-nucleotide messenger RNA. NCBI's taxonomy places the organism in Eukaryota, Metazoa, Chordata, Aves, Tinamiformes, Tinamidae. The record is from RefSeq and is a predicted model, not a curated record.
AGGAGCACCAUGGAAGUGCUGCGUCCCACCCUGAUAAGGAUUGGGGGAAGAAUUUACAGGAAAAAUCUCAUUCAGGAGCAGGCCUACCAUGCUGAAGAGGAAGAGGAUUUCUAUGCAGGCCCUGGUGACUGUGCAGACGAACCGUGCGAUGCCUUUGAGGUGGAGGAGACUGAGAAAGGCUUUCGGUGCCGGGUGGAGGUUCCCAGCCUGCUUUACAAGUACAUCAUUGGGAAGAAGGGGGAGACCAAGAAGCGGCUAGAAACAGAGACUCGGACCUCCAUCAGCAUUCCCAGGCCUGGAGUGGAGGGAGAAAUCGUGAUCACGGGCGAGCAGCGCGGCGGGGUCGUCUCGGCCCGCACGCGCAUCGACGUCCUCCUCGAGAGCGUGCGGAAGAAGCAGCCCUUCACGCACUUCCUCUCCUUUGCCCUCAACCAGCCCAUCGUGCAGGAGAGGUUCCUGCAGUUCAAGGAGCAGGUGCUGGAGAAAUGCUCCAAGGAUCCCGGGGUGAGCAGCAGCCUGUUCCAGAACCCUGCGAAGCUGCACCUGACGCUGGGGACCUUGGUGCUCCUGAGCGAGCAGGAGAUCCGCAAGGCGUGCGAGCUCCUGCAGCGCUGCAAAGAGGACUUUGUGGACCAAAUUACCGGAGGCAGCCCCUUGACCGUGGAGGUGGCAGGGGUGGAGUACAUGAACGAUGACCCUGCCAUGACAGAUGUCCUCUAUGCAAAAGUCCACAUGAAGGACGGCUCGGACAGGCUGCAGGUGAUCGCGGAUAAGCUGGUGGAGCGCUUCGUGGCCUCCGGCCUGAUGCUGAAGGAGUGGGAUCGGGUGAAACUGCACGCUACUGUCAUGAACACUCUCUUCAGGAAAGACCCCAGUGCUGAAGAGCGGAGCAGUUCGGCAGCUGGUAAAUCACCUUGCAAGGAACGGGAGUCCUUUAAUGGCCGGAACAUCCUCAAGCUCUUUGAGAACUUCUCCUUCGGCGAGGUGCAGCUGGAUUCGGUCCGUCUUUCUCAGCGCUUCUCCUCGGACCCCUCAGGCUACUAUGCGACGUCCGGGCAGCUGACGUUUUCCUGAAGCGG